Molecule: messenger RNA, 1497 nt
Organism: Debaryomyces tyrocola
Lineage: Eukaryota; Fungi; Ascomycota; Pichiomycetes; Serinales; Debaryomycetaceae
Source: the annotation of a GenBank genome assembly
AUGAGUGAUAUUGAAAAAGAUCAUGAGUUCGGUGGAGAGUUAAGUGAUAUUGACACAUCGGACACUAGCAAUUACGAUGUUGCGUUCAAAUUCUUAAAGAGUAAAGAGAAUGAUAUUGAGAAUACCAAAUUACCACGAAAACUAUUACGGAAAAUUGAUCUUAGGAUAUUGACGUUAUUAUGUGCAAUCUAUUUUUUACAAUUUUUAGAUAAGACGUUGUUAAACUAUUCCGCUGCUAUGGGGAUUAAGGAGAAUUUGGUUGGAAAUGAAUUCUCUAAUUUAAGUACCAUAUUUUAUGCUUCGUAUAUCUUUGCUGAACCGUUCGUUUCGUAUUUUUUACAAAAGUUUCCCCUUUCUAGAGCUUUCAGUAUUUGUAUCGUUUCAUGGGGUAUAGUUUUGACAUGCCAUGCUGCUUGCAAAACAUACGCAUCUUUAAUGAUUGUGAGAACAUUGUUAGGUAUAUUUGAAAGCAGUUCUGCGGUUGGAAUUAUAGCCAUUAGUGGAAUGUAUUAUACCAAGUCAGAGCAGGUAGCGAGAAUGGGCAUUUGGAGUAUAAAUUCAGGUACUGCUACUAUAGUUGGGGCCUUAUUGUCAUUUGGAUUUCAACACAUUCACACUACUGAAUUUCAAUCGUGGCAGAUAUUGUUCUUAGUUGUGGGAUUAAUUACUAUCCUAUUUGGAAUUUUUGUCUGGUUUUACUUACCAGACAAUGUUGUAAACUCACAAUUUUUGGACAAUAACGAAAAAAUGUUGGUUUUGGAACAUAUCAGAGAGAAUCAGACUGGUACAGAGAACAAAAAAUUCAAAAAAGAACAAUUGUACGAAUUAAUAUUUAAAGAUAAGUUAACAUGGCCAAUGCUACUUCUUACUGGUACUUCACAGAUUGUUACGGGUGCUAUAGGGACUUAUAGUGCUACAGUUAUUGGAACAUUUGGAUUUGACGGUUAUAAAACUGCAUUACUCCAAAUUCCUUUAGGGGCAAUAAUUAUUAUUAUCAUUGUGAUAACAACUCAGCUUGUCGCUCGCUAUGGUCAUAGAACGUAUAUUACUGUUUCCAUGUUUAUACCUUCUAUUAUUGGAUCCAUUGUCCUUUUGUCAACGAACAUUAUAACACAACAGAUAGGGAACUUGUUAGCUCUUUAUUUAUUGUAUAGUGGCUCCUCUUCGAUUACGUUGAUUUAUGCAUGGAAUAGUGCUAACACGGCUGGAUAUACAAAAAGAAUGUUUAGAAAUGCCUUAACAAUGAUUUUCUUCAGUUUAUCUUGCCUUCUUGGGCCCCAAAUGUUUCAGGCAAAAGACUUUCCUGGAUACGUACCAGCAAAGAUUGCCAUUCUAGUAACGCAAGUUGCUUCUGUCCCCUUGACCCUCUUAGUUGGUUAUUUAUCAAAAAAGGAAAACGAGAAGAGAGAUAAGGAACAAUUACAUAAGUUACCUGAUAAUUACCAAUUUUUAGAUUUAUCAGAUAUUGAAAACAGAAGCUUUAGGUAUUCUUAUUAG